AUGAAACAAUACUUUCCAAAGUUAUGCAGUGAAAAUUCAACAUGCGAUGCUUCUCUACUACCGAUGAGUGCCAUUCGUCUUGUUCAAAAAGGUCUUCGAACAGACAAGAGUCGACAAAUGUACACGAUCAAUGAAGAAUGGCGUUCAAAUACUCUUCUCCUUCAAUCAAUCGAGUUUGUUAUAUACACAGCGAAUCAAAGUAUUUGUGAACAUCUUCGUUCAUCAAUCGUUGAGCGAUGUUAUUUGUCUAAUUUCGAAAUACACUAUUCUCUUCAUUCGGAGAAGACAGUCGAACGACAAGUGGAGAUUAAUACUGAACAAAUUACUGGAACAUCCAUGUAUAAUCGAAUUCUAUCACAAUUUCCACAGUCCGAUACGGUAACACUCACUGGUGGUGAUUUCAAACAAUUGAUUAGCGAAGUUUCUGACAGAAUUACUAUGAAAUUACGUGUUCAAGAAGGCUUCGAUAGUCAACUACAAGAUCCAAUUACUCUUGAGAAAAUACUUGAAAGACAACUUCAAUUUAAACAGGUUCAUUUGGAGAAAGCGGAAGAUCAAUUAUGGAACUCACUCUAUUGGACACAAGAUCUAACUCGACCAGAUCGCUUGGCUAAAGCAAUCAAUACAAUUGUUCGUAAGAAUUCAACUGAUAGUAAACAUUUUCUCUACGACAGUCAGGCAGCUAAACAUAUUCAUAAGCUUGGUUUGACUCAACAUGAUAUUGAUCGAUUUGAACAACUUAACAAAUUAUUGGCAACCCAUGCUUAUAGAACAUCAUCAUCUGAAUCGGGUACACGUCAUUCAGGAGGUGGAGGUAAUUUGCACGUUUUUGGAAAAUUUAAAAUCGGUGGUAGUGGUAGUAGCAAUAGUCAAUCCCAAUCGCACCGAUUCGAGGAUAAUCAAAAAGUAACUGACUCAAUGGAUGACAAGAAAAAUCACAGCAAUCAUUUGAACGUAACCAAUAUUGAGUCAAACAAUGACACACAAUAUUUGUUUUCACGUGAUCAAGUUGAACAGUACUUAAGUGAAUUGUCCGAUCAUAUUCAUCUAGAAGGUGAGCUUAUUCUUCCAAAACCGAUUAAUGCUCAUCUAAUGAAGUUGAGUACACUUCGAGCCGAAACGAAACUUCUCUCACAUACUGUUCUCGUGCAUUAG
Molecule: messenger RNA, 1155 nt
Organism: Rotaria sp. Silwood2
Lineage: Eukaryota; Metazoa; Rotifera; Eurotatoria; Philodinida; Philodinidae
Source: the annotation of a GenBank genome assembly